Messenger RNA from Malaclemys terrapin pileata, 1293 nucleotides. It is a transcript of the gene EBNA1BP2, whose product is annotated as EBNA1 binding protein 2. The transcript has 10 exons. NCBI's taxonomy places the organism in Eukaryota, Metazoa, Chordata, Testudines, Emydidae. Gene Ontology annotation, cellular component: preribosome, large subunit precursor; nuclear periphery; nucleolus. Bases 94 to 1008 code for a protein of 304 amino acids. The record is from RefSeq and is a predicted model, not a curated record. Gene Ontology annotation, biological process: ribosomal large subunit biogenesis; rRNA processing.
CGGCGAAGUCCGGAAGUGAGUUUCUCGCGGGCCGCCUGUUUUUGGUGCUGAGGGUCCGCGUGGCAGGGAAAGGAACUGGCUGCUGAGUUAAAGAUGGCAGACUACGAAAAUCAGUCAUUGUCAGAGUCAGAGUCAGAAGAAUCGGUCAUCACUGAUAAAGAGCUCCAGGCAGCAUUUUCCAGGGGUGCCCUGAAGCCAGGGCUGAAUGUCGUGCUUGAGGGGCACAAGAAGGCUCUUAACAAUGUGGAUGGCUUGAAGCAAUGUUUGUCUGAAUUCAAGCAGCACCUAGCCUGGGUGGAAAGGCUGGAUGUGACCUUGGGUCAGGCACCAAACGUCAUGAAUCCAACCUCAUAUCACACACCUGACAAAGCCACCGUCGACCCUGAGGAUGACUUCCAGAGAGAGAUGAGCUUUUACCGUCAGGCCCAAGCAGCAGUGCUGAAGGCCCUGCCUUGGCUACAUCACCAAAAAGUCCCCACAAGGAGGCCAGAUGAUUACUUUGCAGAGAUGGCCAAAUCUGACCAACAGAUGCAGAAGAUUCGACACAAGCUUAAGAGCAAACAGGCGGCAAUGGAGAAGUCUGAGAAAGCAAAACAGCUUCGUGCACUGAGAAAAUAUGGCAAAAAGGUACAAACAGAGGUUCUGCAGAAGAGGCAAAAGGAAAAAGCAACUGUGCUGAAUGCAAUCAAGAAAUACCAGAAAGGUCUCUCUGACAAGCUGGAUUUCCUGGAUGGGGAGCAGCCACCACCACAUCAGGGGAAGAAGGAAGGAGAUGGUGGUCAACGAAUAAAGAAAGGACCAAACGCCAAGCGACGUUACAAGAAUCAGAAGUUUGGUUUUGGUGGGAAGAAGAAAGGCUCAAAAUGGAACACACGGGAGAGUCACAAUGAUGUAUCCAGCUUCCGGGCUAGUGUGGCCCACAACAAGGGCCCUGGGAAAGCAGGGAAAAAAGGUUCCAAUAAGAGACCGGGCAGAAAGAUGAGGCAGAAAAUGAAGAGUCGAACCUGAUAAGGAUUGAGUGGGAUAUAGACCCUGCUUCCCAGUGGCUUUGGUUUAGUUUCUAUGUAUGUAUGACUUGCAGGUGGUGUUCCUUGUGACAUUGGAGUCUUCAGGCAGUUCUAACUGCUGUAGACCAAGCUGGAUGGUGCCAUUUGACGCACAUGGUUGCAGUGGAAGUGCAUCUACAGUCACUUAUUCCUUUGUAUUGUUAGUUUUUCCUCCAAGAUUUUUUUCUGCUUCUCAAGCCUUGGGCCUGGCCUCUGUGAACUCAUUAAAUAGUGUGGACAGAUCUCA